UUUUUUAGUGUUAUGAUCAUGCAAAAAAUGAAACGAGACAACAAAAGUGUAAAAUAGAAAGUGAUCUUGAAAUGUUUCAUAGAAGAUUUUUGUUCACAGGAGAAAUGUGAAAUUUCUUAAAAAUCCAACAAAAGAGAAGAGUUUUUUAGUCUAACUCUAAUUAUCUACCUCUUCCAAGGAAGAAGAAAUUAAGUAGACUUUAAGUUAUGAUUUUUUGUAUUAAAAAAUAAAAAUACCGUGAGGAUUGAACAUAUACUAGAACUGAAAGAAGAAAUACCUAUUACCAAAGAAGCUGUUAGAUCAUUUUUGCUUUUGCAUAACUUUGCCCCAGCUCCAUCAAAAACAAACACACAAAAUUACGAAAAAUACACAUUUGAAGACUGAAAGCUAAAACAGUAUCUUUUUUAUGUAGGCAUUAGCAGUCAGGUAGUUUUUGAUGGUCUGGAGAGGGCUUACCCCUGCCUUUUUUUUCUUAUAAAGUUCUGUGUUGUAACAGUAGAAUCUAAAUAGUUUAAGAAAGCCUAAUAAUGACUGAAAAUUCUUUCUACUGAAAGAGGAUUACAACCAAAUGGCUGACAUUUGUUAAAUUUCAUCUUCGUAUUUUAUACCCUUAUAAUCUGCAAUAUGGGUUAGAAUGAUCCAGUUUUCUGACUUUUAUCUAAAAUAGUGAUCUAUAAUUUUACUAAUCAAUAUAAGAGUAAAACAAGUAAUUGCUGUUUUGAAUUGAAAACUUGCUUAGUUUUCAUUAUGUGUCAUAACAAGUAUGUUCUUUUUGUUCACAAUUAGUAAUUUUUGUUAAUCUCAUAAACAAUGCAUGGGAGUCUAGUCAUUUUCAGCAAACUGGGAAGAUGUGAGGAGUGGUAAAUGCUUGGGGGUUUUGCAGAAGUGCCUCAUAUGAUACCUUCUAUUCUCAGCAUAGGUUAAAAUUAGAACUAGACUGACGUUGCAUUGGAGCCUGCGUGAGAGUUCCAAAUGUUUUUGGUAGUACAGACAAGAUUUGUAACUUAUCUAUUCUCUUGUGCAGAAAGCAAUGAGUCAUGGAAAAUCUUUGAAAGCACCACAUCUUUGAGUAUUUUUCAGAGGGAUGCACCUAUUGGGAUGAUUGAAUAUCCUACUUUGCAGCUCUUCAGAAAAUUAUGUAUUAAUUAUCUCUCUAAGGAAAAGAUGACUUCAGAACAUUAGCCUUAUUUAUAAAUUGGGAUCCUGAAACUCAGGAGGACCCCAAGAAGACUGAGAGAGAGGUGUGAAGAACUUAAAAAGCCUUGAAAGCUGUUAUAUACGUUGAUGCAUCGAGCCUGAAAUUACAGUCAGAUUCCUGUGGCUGAACCUGAACAUGUAAGAAUCAUGACUGAAACUGCAGUUUGUAUUGGAUCAUUCACUGCUGUGAAGACACUUUGGGAAGUAAGAAUACAGAAGAUAAAUGAAGAAUUACGGAAGGAAAAGGAAUUCAGACAGAGGUCUGCAGGAAGGCUACUGCUUGUCUGGGAGGAGAGAGCCGCUUUAGCAAAGCUCAAAGAAAAAAUAAUUAAUGAAGAUGGAAGAGCAAUUUUAAGGAUAGAAGAAGAAGAAUGGAAGACAUUACCUUCAUGUUUAUUGAAACUACUCCAUCUCCAGGAAUGGCAGCUUCACAGAACUAGCUUGCAGAAAAUUCCUCAGUUCAUUGGAAGAUUUCACAAUCUUGUUGUUCUGGAUCUAUCCCGAAAUUCAAUAGAAAGUAUACCUAAAGAAAUUGGCCAGCUAACUAGCCUCCAAGAGCUGCUUCUCAGUUACAAUAGAAUAAAGUCUGUUCCUAAGGAAAUAAGCAAUUGCAUCAGCCUGGAAAGAUUGGAACUGGCUGUCAACAGGAAUAUCUGUGAUCUCCCUCCUCAGUUAAGUGAAUUAAAGAAGCUUUCACAUGUAGAUUUGUGCAUGAAUCAGUUUACUACCCUCCCUUCAGCUCUUCUCAACAUGCCAAAUCUAGAGUGGUUAGAUAUGGGGGGAAAUAAACUCCAGGAGCUUCCUGAUGCAAUUGACAGAAUGGAAAAUCUCCAUACCUUAUGGCUCCAGAGGAAUGAAAUAAACUCUUUGCCAGAAACCAUUGGUAAUAUGAAAAAUCUUAGUACUCUUGUUCUUAGCAACAACAAACUUAAGAAUAUUCCUGCUUGUAUGAAGCAGAUGACAAAUCUGAGAUUUGUCAACUUCAGAGACAAUCCACUGGAGUUAGAGAUCACACUCCCUCCGUGUGAGAAUACAGAAGAGGAGGAGCAACAGGAAAUGUACGGCAUUGAAUUCAUGCACUUGUAUAUUCAGGAGUCACUGAAGAAAACAGGAAAUUUGGAGUGUUGCACUUCUGGUCCUUCUUCUAUCAUAACUGCUAAUGAUUAAAGAAUGUAACUGAGUAGAAGAGAAUAAUGAAUAUACUUCUUCCUAACAAUGAGGUCUACAACCAGUCUCAAGUAUUCUUAGGGAUUUUUUUCCAAUAAUGAGAACUGGAUUGUGUAGUUGUAAUUCCAAGUGAAACUGGGAACUGUAAAACCGUUUUCUGAGUAGAGGAAAGACUAAAACAGUUUUUCUUUUUUUUUUUUUUUUUUUUUGUAAGCACUAAAUCUGCUUUUCAAGUGAUCUAGACAGAUUUUAGUUUGUCUUCUACCAAUUCCAAAUCUAUAUCCUAUAAUGUAGUUGGCUCUGGGACAGCAGUCAACAGGACAUUCUCCAAGGAUACAGCAGACUCUGUGUAAUAUUGUAGUGUAGCCCUGUAUCCUCGUUGUUGUAAAUAUUUGAUCCGUCCAUGAUCAAUCAGCAGUUUACAGAGGGCACCAAUCUCCUUUCGCUCUUCAACGGGUAGCCUAGUUUCACAAACAGGAGAAAAAACCAGCAUGUAUUAGGAGAAUAAUUUUAAUGAACAUUAGCACUUCUGCUUAGAAAAACUACUGAAAUCACUAUAAAUUCACUUCACCUCAGACAAGCAUCUCAUUUAAAUAUUUUAAAACUUUUGUCUGUGAAAACUGAAUUUUUGAAGUAAAAUGUUUUUAUGAGUAAUUAAAGUAUUCCUGUAAAAACAAGUCUUGUUGAGGACCCAAAACCAUUUCAUGUUCUACCAUAUGUAAUUUUGCUUUUCUGCUAGAGUCUAUAUUCUAAACAAAACAAAACAAAAAAACAAAACAACAUCACAUACCCUUGCAGAGUGUCAAAACCACUCUCUGUUUUGCUGUAUGGUUGGUCAUGUUCUUCUGUGUUGUUAGCGUGAUCUUCACUUUCUUCACUAGUAGAGGUUACGGUUUCUCGCAUGCCACAAGUGGCCCAGCUACUCAUUCUCUGAAAAUAAUGAAAUUCUACUGGUCCAAGUCCUACUGAUUGGAAGAACUCUCUUCCUACAUAGUGUGUCCAGUCACAUUUGUGAUGGCAACACAGUGCAAUAACAAUUCCAGCUACAGGCUUAACGUCUUCUUUGUUCCUUUCAUUAUCAGCUGAACUUUUAGCAGCCAUUUCUGUCUUAUCAUUCUUAGGACGUUUUGCUGCAGGCUCUUCAUUUUCUCCUUCACAGCAAGUUGCAUAGCUUUCUACCAAACAUCUCAAAGCGAGAUCUGGAAAAAAAAAAAAACAGAUAUACUGAAACUACUAGCAAUGACCACCCUGCCUUUAUUUAUAUCAGCUGUAUCGCAGCUGGGAACGUACGUCCCAAAAAGAAUAGAAGUAUGCAUCACAAGCCAAACAACAACUUUGAGAAUACUGAAAAAUUAGAAGCAUAGUUUGAAAACAUAAAACCUAAAGUGCUAAAUUAAUAUUAUGAAACCUCUAGAGCUCCUAAGGGCUUAUACUCUUGAGUUCUCUUCUUCUACCCAAAUCAAGUUGAAAUAUUUUGGUUAAUUGAGUGGUAUAUUGAAGGAGGAUCUCUUCCCUAUAAAACAUGUCACUAUUUGCUCUAAAAGUUUAAUACCUAGGAUAUACUAAUAUAUGCUUCUUAAUGUUUAUGUUACGUAUACUUUUUAAUAAUAUGUAUACUUCUUAAAUGUUCUGUAUCAUCUAUAACAGUACAUAUACAAGCAUUAGAGUUGAGAUGUCUUAAGUUAGUAGGCAUGUAAUUUUAGGAAAAGUGUAUUAGUUCAAAGUUAUGAGGACAGAAAAGAAGUUCUUACUUGUUUGGAAUAUGUACUUAGAGCCAAUACAGUUUUAGAAAGAAAAAUAUUUUAGGAUAGAGAUGACAGUGUAAAGAAAUAACUUUCAACAGUUGACAAGGACAACCCCCACCCCCCCAUUAUUUGUUCUACUCUGUCAUAAACUGAAGUACAAUUUGUGUCUACUAUUAUCUAUUUUCAGUUCCACUGCAGGCAACAGAUAUUUAGAAUAGAAUUCAUCAAUAGCGAGCUAGAUGGAAAGAAAAAGCAUAAAAACAGAUUAGAAAAUCGUUCCCUUCAGAAUGUAAGACAUAAUAUCCUAACUUCCUGCAGUUAACAAACAUGUAAUUCAUACCUGUGGCAGCCCCACACAAAUGUUUCCCAAUUCCUACCACAGGUAGUCUUUUCUUCUCUAAACUAGGUACCUUAUCUGGGAAAAAAACAAAACAA
Messenger RNA from Anas platyrhynchos (mallard), 4544 nucleotides. It is a transcript of the gene LRRC39, whose product is annotated as leucine rich repeat containing 39. Gene Ontology annotation, cellular component: cytoplasm. The record is from RefSeq and is a predicted model, not a curated record. Lineage: Eukaryota; Metazoa; Chordata; Aves; Anseriformes; Anatidae. Gene Ontology annotation, molecular function: protein binding.